CAGCUGUACUAAAAAUUAGACAUUUCAAAAUAGUGAAAAAGCGUCCCCCACGGUUUCUACCACUGACUUCCUUAAAAUGUUUAGUAUGACUGGGGCCUGUAGGUGCUCGAGGGUUGUGACUGCGUUGGAAGAGCCUGAUUUUGACAACUGCCGACAGCAAUACUAAUUUGAACAAUGUGGAAAGUGACUCAAUUCCCACUUUCGUCUGAAUAUGGCUAUAUCAAAACUGAUCAGGUGUUUCUUGGUUGGAAACAGAUUCUUGCAUACUGCAAUGGCUCACUGAAAGACCUCGUGUCAGGUGCGACAAGCUGUUGCCAAAGAAGUUUCACAUCAAGCAUCGAAAUAUUCAAGGGAUCGCUUGAUGACUGCAGUUUGUCGAGGGAUUACUGUGCUUUCGUGGAGCUUGCACGAUGUCGAAUAAUUGGGUUAUAUGACAAAUCCGUUGUUGAUGUCCCCAUUAGUAACGUCCAACAGGUUUCGAUGUUGGAACGCGAUCGUGUCGCUCUGCGAACUCAGACUGAUGUCGCAAUCUACGAUCUAAAGGCCAAGUCUAUGAUUAAGUCGUGGCCUUUACGUUGUUCCCAAAUUUCAGCUGGAUUCGACCACCUGCUAGCACUAACCAGCGACGGAGCUGUAUACUGCUGGGGAGAUGGUUUUCGAGGUCAACAGGGAUCGGGUGAAUUGGUCUCAUCGGAAGACCUUGUUCCUGUAGAGGCGCUUGAGGAGGUGAACAUUGUCGAAGUUGCUGCUGGGGGUUGGCAUUGUUCCGCCCUUUCACAGCGCGGUUUUAUGUACCAGUGGGGAUGGAAUCAGCAUAACCAGAUAGACGGGCCUUUAGAAAAAGACCACCGUUUAAUACGAAGCGGCGGAAAGCAAACUGUCAUUGCGUCUCCUACGCUCCAGAACACAGGUGAUCAGCGAGUCAUCGCUGUGGCAUGCGGAAGUCGGCAUUCAGUAGCACUGGAUAAAUGCGGACGCAUUCUAACCUGGGGGUGGAACGAGUAUGGCCAAUGUGACUUAAACAACCUUCCGUUACAAAAAGCAUCCACAGAAAAAAAUAUUUCAACAGACAAUGACAAGACGUCUAGCUUCAGCGAUGACGGGACAAAUGUUGGUGUCUGCGGAGAUCAAAGUCGUAUGGAAAGGCGACGUGAAACUAAGUUUGUAUGCAACAAUGAUACAGAAAGGAACGAAAAUGUUCGCAAAGCCAAGCGCAUCCGGGCCGCAUUCUGGACAACGGCCGUUCAGUACUAAGAAUUGCAAUAAAACUAGUAAUGGAGGAUAUAGCAUAUUGAGUGCAAUAAUUUGGGUGCAGAUAUGCAUCGUAAUAAUGAACAUAUUCGUUGAAACUUCUGUAAACGUAAGACUCAGUACUUAACCUUUUUCUUAACCUAACCAGAUUCCGAUAUUCGCAUAACCUGUGAGGCAUGACAUGUUAAUAAUUGUAAAUAACGUUUUUGUUUCACGAUACGAUUAGGGGACAAUUAUUUAAAAUGAAUGAAGACGAUUGUUCAUUGAUGAUUACUCAGGAUCUUUAGCAGCUGUGAACUAUUGUCUGCGGCAUCUAAUUGUUGCUAUAUCAAUUUUUCCAUAGAAAGUUGAAGAUAAAAUAAAAACAUUCAAUUUCACAGUUACUUUUUUCAUACGAAAAAGGUGCAAUGCCUUUAGGCGUCCUCCAAAUAGAAAAUCUGGAAAAGUUUUAUUUUCUAUUUGGAGUUUUGAUUACAAGCGCUCUCCGCUUUGUAAAGCUUAGACUAUUGGUCUGCCUUACUACCCACUAAGCCUCGUAAACUAAAUAGGCUUUUUGUACAAGGUUAGCGAAAAAUUAUGUGCCUAUGAUUAUACAAACUUCACACUUUAUCACCAAGUCUUGGUAUAUAUUUAAUAUUAUUUCAAACAACAUGGUAUCUAAACUAUUUGAAGGCUUCUUUAUAUUACUGGAGGAGCGCAUUGUAUUCUUACAGUUGACUCUCACGUGUGAAUUUUUAAAUAAACGCGUGGUUUUUAUUAUUCUGAAGAUCCAAGUUACUGAUCUUAAAACUUCACUAUUACGACCAGGUAUUACAUAGUGUGCUAUAAAAGCUAGCAUCCUUGUUAAUAAAUGCGGACCUUAUCUAUCAUACUUACUACGGAAACAUUAAACAUUGCUUAUAAUAAGAACUUUCAUGGCCAUGUUUAGAAAGCGAAAGCUGAUGCCACGCAUUAGCCUAAAUUUUAUGUUGAAGAAGUACUUUUGCAAACGAAUUUGGCCACGUUUUUUUUUUUCUUUUGAGAUACCAUAAAUUUAUUCAGCAGGACCAAUUUAGAUUAUAGAGUCAGGCGCAACAAAUUGUCCGGAAGUGAGCUCCUCAAUAGAAUACUUUAGUAAAAUCAUUUUAAAAUUCAUUUAAGAGGCACCACUUGUGUUAAACCAGCAUUGUAGCGAUGCUGCCUUUGCGUCAAAGGAUCUGUAAUUAACUUUUUAGAAAACGAGACAAACAGUGAGGUAAGACCCGUGACAUACGAUAUUACAAUAACUAAGAAUAUUAGCUACUUCGUAGUACAGAGUGUAAAAUAUUGUAAUAAUAUCUUUAAGUAUGUCAAAAACCAAUUUUUAACUUGUUUAACUUUACCAAGAUAUGCU
Varroa destructor (honeybee mite) is the source of this 2623-nucleotide messenger RNA. RefSeq lists its product as uncharacterized. The record is from RefSeq and is a predicted model, not a curated record. Lineage: Eukaryota; Metazoa; Arthropoda; Arachnida; Mesostigmata; Varroidae.